Sordaria macrospora k-hell is the source of this 5526-nucleotide messenger RNA. RefSeq lists its product as uncharacterized. The record is from RefSeq and is a predicted model, not a curated record. Lineage: Eukaryota; Fungi; Ascomycota; Sordariomycetes; Sordariales; Sordariaceae. Gene Ontology annotation, molecular function: transcription coregulator activity. Gene Ontology annotation, biological process: regulation of transcription by RNA polymerase II. Gene Ontology annotation, cellular component: mediator complex.
AUGACCUCCCGGCCCCCCUUGGGCGUCCAGCAGCGACAGCCCCAGCAGAGAAAGUUGAGCGGCCCGGCCCUGUCGCAGCAGCGCUCUCUGUCGCAACCCCAGGCCCAGGCCCAGGCGCAGCAGAUACAGCAGCAGCAACUGCAACAACAACACCAACACCAACAUUUUCAACCACCACAACAACAGCAACAGCAACUGCAGCAGCAGUACGAUGCCUCGAGCUAUCUACCGCCGCCACCCCCUUCCGUCCGUACAAAUAACAACCAUAACAACUUCAACCAAAAUAACACUCUCAACACCACCUUCCCACCCGAAUUCGGUCAAGAUCCCGCGAGCAUAGUUUCCCCCGCUGACCCGUCGGGUUCGUCACCCGCGCUUUCCGUUGGUGGUGUUGGCAGUCGCCAUGGGACCCAGCGUCGAGGGGGUUCGCGCCUUAGGCUCGAGCUAUCACACAACGAUCCUUCGAACGCCUUCUCGUCUCCCACCGUGAUCGAAUCUCCCGGCCUCAUGGAACCGCAUAAACAGUAUAGCUCCAUGGCGCACCUAAUGAUGCCUCUAGCCGAUGGGUCGGACUUGGGCGAGAUGAGCCCCCAUCAUCAUCAUCAUCAUCAACUCUCCAUUCCGCCCCAACACUUAGAUGCCGACGUUCCGAUCCCCUUUCCCCAGCGCCGACCGAAAGCAGUGCCCGAACACUCGCGUCGAGAACAACCGCCGCCGCCGCCGAACCCGGCGCGAAAAGACACGCGCCCGAAACCUUAUACUAUCGAGCUACCCGCCGCCGCUCCACGCUAUCGUAUACGUGGGAGGAAUGAUGGACAAGGGGGACAGGGGAGGUCAAGUGCGCUCGCAACGGCAUCAUCAUCGUCAACGACAGGCAGCUCGGCCACGGCAAAUUAUGGAUGUGCCGACUUCUUCCCGUGGUCUGGGACGGCCGGCAACCACCCCGAAGAUCAGUUUAACGAUGGCGCCAUAAAGAACGGGUAUUAUGAGAAAAGAAUUGUUGAACCAGAGACGCAAUCCGCAAAGACAGUAUUAUUUCACGGCCUAAAGCAGCGGAGUGGACUGAACGCGUUAUCAAUCUUCUUUGCGGGCGUGCUAUGGCACAGGAGAAAUGCGGGUCAAGUAACUGCGCCAUCGACCUUCAAGCCGCCCCCAAGAGUCACGCUCACUGACACCAAAAAAGAAGUCUGGCUCAAAGACCUUGCCAACUCCGCCAUCCCUCUUCGGAAACUCAGUCGAUCGAUCCCUCACGGCGUGCGCAACAAGGUCUUGCUGGAUCAGUGUUUAAACAAAAACGUUCCGAUAGACCGUGCCGUUUGGCUGGCCAAGUGCGUGGGUACCAACGAGCUACGAACUUUCAGGAGGCUUGGUAAAGGGAACAAUGCUUCGGUGUUAGAGGGUGAGCGGAAGUGGCUCAAGGACUGGACCCUCGUCAUCGAGCAGUUCAUUGAGCGUGCUUUUUUCUCGUUCGGCGAGCAAAACUGGAAGGCCAAGGUCAACUACGCAAUCCAGCUCGCAACACACCUAUACGCCGAGGGUCUCAUGGACCGUGAGCAUUAUCUUGAUUGGACAGUUUCCAGCUUGGAAUCGAGCCACCACUCUCAACUACCCAUGUGGAUUAUUAUCGCACAAAUAUACUGGAAAGAUUUGCUUCGGCUAAGGAGAUAUGGUCGAAGACUUGCUACUGCUCUCAUUAGCCACUACCAUGUGAUACAUGCACACGAGGACAGAGAUAUUUAUGUUCCUCUACUUUCCAAGCUAUCACACCUUCUAGGAACGCUAAUGGUUGCCACACCGGAGAACUUCGUGUCCCCUGCUGUAUGGGUCAAGUACCGGGACGCGCUCAAAACGUGUCUGCCCCAAGGGGACGAAGCACGCCAUCGAUCUUUUGCUGGCAUCAACUAUCGAAACGAACAACUAGUCGCCUCCGCCAACAGGUCGCAACCCGCUGCUCGGAUCAUUCUUGUCAGACAUUUGGAUCAGGUCAUCUUGGAGAAACCAAUGCCUGACGAGUUUCCAGCUCAGUGUUGGACUGUCUCCAAGGAUAAGGCUGCCCUGGUCAGGGCUCUACUAGAGUGGUGUACAACACUAUACAGGCCGGGGCUCGCAAAAGUUUAUGUUGCCCAUCGGAUAUUGAUGCAUUGGAGUACUCUGGGUUUGGACGUCACUUUCGCUGUGCUGAACUUCAUGGAAGGGGAGGUCCUUGAGGAAAAAGAGCGCAAGGAGGCGCUCUACCACCUCGUGUCGGAGCUAGUUCGCUCGGGGAUUUUUCUGGUAUCGCAGUACAUCCAGUGGCUGAUUGCACGCGGUGGGCUGACCGAUCCGCAACUGGUCAUGCCGGACGGUCCGCCAUUUUCUCGACUGCUUGCGGAGCUCCCGCCGCAAAUUUUGGGCAGUUCGCAAAGACGAUCAAGAGAUGCGUUGCUUCGCCGAGCAGGCUUUAACAUUGCCGACGACGCACAGGAUGCAGAUAUGGCCAUCAGACGCCUCCGGCAUGCACUGGGCCUGUGUGUGGGGGUUACUGAUGCCGUGUCAAUGGGGAGGCCCCUUCCGAUCAAGAAUAUAGCCAGACGCAUCAAAGACGCAAGCCGAGCGCGCAAGGCGGAGAUAGCAUCUUGGCUACGGAACACGGUUACUGGGGGAGAACUCGAACACAGCACUCUCAACACUUUCGGUCAGCACGGGCUUUCUACCAGACUUUUCAACUCGAUAAGAAGGAUUUUCGAGGCCACCCAGGAGUUUUCAGUGUUUGCUGAUGUUCUCAAAAUGUUGACAAAAUGCUCCAACCCGGAGGUACUCGCCUCGAUCGCGGAUACUAUUACUCGGUGGCCGUUUGAAUUUGCUGCUCUCGGCUGUUUCAAAAAUCUGUUCAACAUUCUUCACAGCCGGCUCAGGGAUGUUGUGCGAGAGCAGGGGAUAGGAGCGCGGCCUCUACUUGCAUCACUCGCUUACCUAGCAUCACGGGUGCCUGGGAUGGAUGAAGUCGCUACGCAGUUGAAGUCCGAUUUGGCUCUGAGCGACCGGCACAAUCCUGUAGACGCCUGUUCACCUGUCAGUGACAACAUGGUGUCUCGUCUUCAAGACAACGAUGGCGAUCUCCAUGAGGAGGUAGAGAAGCUUUUGGCUAACGGUACUAGUCUUGAUCGUAACACGAUGGAUCGGCUUUUCAGUGCGGUGAUUCAGCGACUACAGACGUACUGGGCUAAAGGAGAUGAACAACAGAGGGUUUACGGUAUUCUCUUGAAGCGGCUGCGAAUGUUCGACCUACAGCACUUAGAUGAGCUCAUGGCAAGAUGGCUUCUUCACGUACGGGGCCUCAACAGACGAGCAACGAUCUUGCACCUAUACCCCCUCCUGGUCUCGAUAGGCUGUUUAGGAUUGCCUGCAAUCUUGGCAACAGCUUCUGAGACAUCGAACCCUCCCGGUGCCGGCAAUCAACGACACCCGCAACCAGGUGUCGGCACAUCUCAGAUUGUCCAGACUACCUUUCGGACCAGAUACAUGCAAGAAGUGCUUCAACUGUUCAUGGCGCCAGUCUCGUCUGAAAGUUUAUUAACGCCAGAGGAGCGCUACCGCUUCGAAAUACUUCAGGAACAGGCCAAGAAGGAAAGUCCACGAGAACUUCUCGGUUUGAUCCAACUUGCUCUGGCGGAGUAUACUUAUGCUCGUGCUCAGAACGAUCUGCAAGACCUGCCCCUGGAUAAGGAAGCCAACCAGGGCCGUCUUCUUGAGCUUUUAAAGCGCCUUGUGUUGAAAGACCCGGUAGGAGUCGCUAAGGCGCUGCAAAUCCGAGGGCCUGAUGCCCAGGUUGCCGGCUGGAUUGAUCGCAUGACUACCAAGCUGCUUGUCACUGCCGCUGGCGAGAGCACACGCGUAACGUUCGAGCAAGUUCUCAACCUCACUAACGAGUUUACUCUCCCCUUCUGUCAUGUCAAGUUACUGUUGAGCCUGUCGUCGAAUGACCAGCAGCAAAGCGCGGCAGAUUCGGGCGAACGUGUCCCGUCGAACGUAGAGCUUUUUAUGAACGCCAUGGAAAAGUCGAUGGACGCACAGCGGGUCUCAUGGAUCGGAAUGCUCCCCUCCCUUUCUCCCGACCUAACACAUCAUCUCAAGAACCAGGCACAGUCUCGGUUCCUGAACCUUCUGCCUUCAUCCAGAAACCCACCCUCAAUGACGUUGGACAGGUCGACGCUCCAGAUGCGCCUACAGAAAGCGGAGAACUUUCUUGCCAUCAUGGAUACCAUCAUUAGGGGAAGCGGUCCAAUGGGGCUUCGCCAGCACCAACUGGUUCCGGUUAUGGUGGAAAGAUUCAUGGACAUGUUGGAACUGUUGCAAACUCUGACACCACUCCCUAGCCAAGCAGGUGGUCUAGGAGGAUGGGGAGGACAGUGUGUCAGUGCCGCCGCAGCCAGUGGUGACAACCAUGCUGAUCUGAAAAGCGAUAUUCUCAACCACUGGCUUCCUCUCUUUCUCAACUUCCUCACCCUCCAUGCCCAGACUUUUGACACCAGCAAACCCGGAAACGAAGUUCGUGGCAGAGCUCUUAUCGUAUGCGCUGGUCUUAUCAGGGAACUUGACCUGAUCCACGGGCCCGACUUUGACACUCGUCAACUAGGCGGACGUAUCUUUGAUCUGGCUUGCGUGUUGGUCGACAAUCUAGCCGAGGACGCGCGGUUACAGUGUAUCCAAGCUCUCAAGUCCCCUUCGGAUGUGAAGCUCAGGUACAUCUUCAGCUAUCAGGAUAACCCGCAUGCAAACUUGAUGCUGUGUCAUAAGGAAAGGCCUACGCCGAUGGCUAUGGGCAACAAUGGCACUGGCUCGCCGGCCCCUGGUACCACCCCAACGCACACACCAGGUGUCACUCCGGGGCAACAGGCAACUGGGCCACAGAAUGCAGGUGGUGGUGGUGGUGGUGGUGGUGGUAAUGGUGGAGGUUACUUCAGUCUUCCUGGUCAUACGCAACAGGCUCAAGCGCAAGGAUGGCACGCCGCCCAACAGCAGCAACUACAGCAGCAACAGCAACAGCAACAGCAACAGCAACAGCAACAGCAACAGCAACAGCAACAGCAACAGCAACAGCAACAGCAACAGCAACAGCAACAGCAACAGCAACAGCAACAGCAACAGCAACAGCAACAGCAACAGCAACAGCAACAGCAACAGCAACAGCAACAGCAACAGCAACAGCAACAGCAACAGCAACAGCAACAGCAACAGCAACAAGGAGGCACAGGCCCCAUGCCCUCACCAGCCAUCAGCAUCAACACUAACCUUACGCACCUCAACCUCGGCAACAACAGCAACCCACCCACACCCUCUCCCAUGAACCCAGCGAGACCAGCAAUGGUCAUGGUAGCCAACCUUUGGGGAGGUUACUCAUGCGUUUCCACCAUGGGCGGAUCACAAGAGCGACUGACGCCUUUCAACUUCCGGCAGUGGGAGAUGCUGAGCGAGCCGACCAGCCAGGUCGGCGAGAACGACACGGCGGUGAACCUUAUGCUGUUUGAAAGUCGCAAGGUGCAGUAG